Strongyloides ratti is the source of this 954-nucleotide messenger RNA. Its product is annotated as Protein of unknown function DUF273 family-containing protein. The record is from RefSeq and is a predicted model, not a curated record. NCBI's taxonomy places the organism in Eukaryota, Metazoa, Nematoda, Chromadorea, Rhabditida, Strongyloididae. The transcript has a single exon. The coding region runs from base 1 to 954 and encodes 317 amino acids.
AUGGUUAAUAUUGAAUCUACAUUACCUAAUUAUGAACAAGCAAUGAAAACAAUACAAUGUUAUAGUUUACAUUAUAAUUACACUUAUAUAUUAUUAAAUGAAGAUAGAUUUCCAGAAUUUGGCAUUAAUUGUAAGCAAAAAGAUUUUAUGUUUAGAAGGCAUUGUUUAUUAUCUAAUUUUGCUCAACAUUUUGAAAAAGAAAUAAAAUAUAUUAUAUUUAUUGAUGGUGAUAUGGGUGUUGUUAAUCCAUUACAUAGAUUAGAAGAAUAUCUACCUAAAAAUGAAGAAGAAGUAAUUUUUUAUGAUAGAACAUUUAACUACGAAAUAAUGGCAGGAAGUUAUAUAAUAAAAAAUAAUUUUUAUUCAAGAAAUUUUAUAAAUUAUUUUGCUGAUUAUGAAUUUAAAGUACCUGAAGGAAAUGAUGGUACAGAUAAUGUUGCACUUCAACCUGUUUUUCUUGAUUUAAUUGGUGCUACAAAAUAUGUUAGAAAAUAUCAAAGAUGUUUAGAAAUAUAUAAUAAAGCUGUUGGAUUUGAUCAAAACAUGAUACUAGUAUCAUGUAUUAGACAUAUUUUAAAUUUAAUUGAUGAAACACCUACUGAUCCUGAUUAUCAUACAUAUGACAAUGGAAAAAUUAAAAUUAUACGAAAAUUAUCUUUAAAAAGAUGGGCACGAGAUACAUGGUUAAAUAAUUGGCUAUUUUGUGAUAAUGAUUUUUUUCAUCAUGGAUGGAAAACUGAAGAAAUUGUUAAACAUAGUAAUAUAUUUCUAACAAAAUUUAAUUCAACCAAAGAAUUUUGCAAAAGUUCUAAUUUUUUACAAGCAUGGGACUAUAAUAUGUCUUCAAAAGUUAGUUGUGAAGAGGUAAAUGCUAAGAUCAAACUAUAUGUAGAAAGUGCACACAAUUCACAUUUAAAUAAUCUUAAUUCAAGUAGGGUGCUAGAAAUAAGUUAA